CGUUAUCAGCUGGCUGCCCGCAAGAGGCUGAAAGCAGUGAAUGGGGACGGUGACAUUUAAUGCUAUCGCAUGUCACUGUGCGCGAAUAUACAAAGGGAAAACGCCGUCGUUUGAGACAGUUCAUUUCGUUGUGUGGCGCAACCGAAAGACUGGAACUCGAGAUAUUCUCCUCCGGUUGAAAACGGGCGAAGCUAUCGAUUAAGUUGGCGUUGGUGAGACCGAAAUCGAUCCGCUACCUUGAGGUGACCGUGUAGCUGGAUGGAAAAGCAGCUCAUUCGCACGUAUAGUUGAUUGAGAAUAUCGUCAGUUGGUUGUUGUCACGGAUCAUCUAACGUUGCUGUGAACAACUACAGCCGCAUUGAAGUCUGCAGUAUGAAUAUUUCUUCGAGGUGGUGUUUAUUCUAAGCGUUUUGGAACCCCCCUCAAAAUGAAAAAGAAAAGUCGUCAUUAAUGCGGAUUUAAAUGCAUCCCGCAGAGGGACAGGCUCUUCGUUACGAUCGGCUUUCUCCAAACGGGAACGUUUUCUUUGAGAAUUCAUUCAUAUUGUGGGGAACUGGAUACAAAUAUUGAACGAACGUGAGGGAUAUUUGAAGCAAUAUGGCUGAUGACUGGGGUUGGGGGCGCUGGCAAAAGCUCUCUAAAGCUUUCAGAUGCUAGCCGUGGCAGAUGGCAACGCUUCUCAUGGCAGCAGCAGCUCUAUAAUGAGUAAUAAUAUCAAUUAUAAUAGAAAUCCGGACUCUUCUGUCUCUAUAUCCAAGAUGGAUGUGAUCAUCCCCUUUUCACCUGACGUUCCCUGUGACAGCAAUGGUCAGCGCAUGUGGUGGGCAUUCCUUGCCUCAUCCAUGGUGACGUUCUUCGGGGGUCUCUUUAUCAUUCUGUUGUGGAGGACCCUGAAAUACCUGUGGACUGUCUGCUGCCACUGCAACAUCAAAAACAAGGAGAAAGUGGCCACUCCGGCGAGUGUCCCAGCUGUCGACCCGGCGAAGGCCAACCCCGACAACAAGGAUGAGGUGCCGGUCAGCGAAGUGGGCUGGAUGACGUCGGUCAAAGACUGGGCCGGAGUCAUGAUAUCCGCCCAGACUCUGACAGGGAGAGUCCUGGUUGUGUUGGUGUUUGCCCUCAGCAUCGGAGCACUGGGAAUUUACUUCAUAGACUCCUCAGACCCUAUAGAAUCCUGUCAGAAUUUCUACAAAGAUUUCACGUUACAAAUCGACAUGGCAUUCAACGUAUUCUUUUUACUAUACUUUGGCUUGCGGUUCAUAGCAGCCAAUGAUAAGCUGUGGUUCUGGCUGGAGGUCAACUCUGUUGUGGACUUCUUCACCGUGCCGCCUGUGUUCGUGUCAGUCUAUCUGAAUAGGAGCUGGCUGGGUUUGAGAUUUCUCAGAGCCUUGAGACUGAUCCAGUUCUCAGAAAUUUUACAGUUUUUGAAUAUCUUAAAAACAAGCAAUUCCAUCAAGCUGGUCAACCUGUGUUCCAUCUUCAUAAGCACAUGGCUCACAGCUGCUGGAUUCAUCCAUUUGGUGGAAAACUCAGGGGAUCCUUGGGAAAACUUCCAGAAUUCCCAGUCACUGUCGUAUUGGGAAUGUGUCUACUUACUCAUGGUCACCAUGUCCACUGUGGGCUACGGGGACGUCUAUGCAAAAACAACCCUUGGGCGCCUUUUCAUGGUCUUCUUCAUCCUGGGUGGUUUGGCCAUGUUUGCCAGCUACGUCCCUGAAAUCAUAGAGUUAAUAGGAAACCGCAAGAAAUAUGGUGGUUCCUAUAGUGCGGUUAAUGGGAGAAAGCAUAUUGUGGUCUGCGGUCAUAUCACGCUCGAAAGUGUUUCCAACUUCCUUAAAGACUUCCUACACAAGGACAGGGAUGAUGUCAAUGUAGAAAUUGUUUUUCUCCAUAAUAUUUCCCCUAAUCUUGAGCUGGAAGCCUUAUUCAAGCGCCACUUUACCCAGGUGGAAUUCUACCAGGGAUCUGUCCUGAACCCCCAUGACCUGGCUCGGGUGAAGAUCGAGUCAGCCGAUGCCUGCCUGAUUCUCGCCAACAAGUACUGUCCUGACCCAGACGCUGAGGAUGCCUCCAACAUCAUGAGAGUAAUUUCGAUCAAGAACUUUGAUCCAAAGAUUCGAAUCAUCACGCAAAUGUUGCAGUAUCACAACAAGGCCCAUCUGCUAAACAUUCCAAGCUGGAACUGGAAGGAGGGGGAUGAUGCAAUCUGCCUGGCGGAGCUGAAGGCGGGCUUCAUCGCUCAGAGCUGCUUGGCCCAGGGCCUGUCCACCAUGCUCGCCAACCUCUUCUCCAUGAGGUCAUUCAUCAAGAUCGAAGAGGACACGUGGCAGAAGUAUUACCUGGAGGGGGUGGCCAAUGAAAUGUACACAGAGUACCUGUCCAGUGCCUUUGUGGGCCUUUCCUUUCCCACAGUUUGCGAGCUGUGCUACGUGAAGCUGAAGUUGCUGUUGAUAGCAAUUGAGCAAAAGUCCGAGACAAAUGAAAGCAGUAUUCUCAUCAACCCCGGCAACCACGUCAAAAUGCAGGAAGGUACCUUGGGUUUCUUUAUAGCCAGUGACGCCAAAGAAGUCAAGAGAGCAUUUUUCUACUGCAAAGCUUGUCACGACGACAUCACAGAUCCCAAACGGAUCAAAAAGUGUGGCUGCAAACGACUCGAAGAUGAGCACCCGUCAACGCUGUCGCCCAAAAAGAAGCAGCGCAACGGAGGCAUGCGAAACUCACCCAGCUGCUCGCCCAAAAUGAUGAGGCAUGACCCGCUCCUGAUUCCCGGCAACGAGCAGAUGUGCGAGAACAUGGACGUGAACGUGAAGCGCUACGACUCCACGGGGAUGUUUCACUGGUGCCCGUCUAAAGAGAUUGAGAAGGUCAUUCUGACCCGGAGUGAAGCCUCCAUGACGGUUCUGAGCGGACAUGUAGUGGUCUGUAUAUUUGGAGAUGUCACGUCCGCUUUAGUGGGGCUGCGAAACUUGGUGAUGCCUUUAAGAGCGAGCAACUUUCAUUAUCACGAACUGAAGCCCAUAGUGUUUGUCGGCUCUCUGGACUAUCUGAGGCGGGAGUGGGAGACCUUACACAACUUUCCCAAGGUCUCCAUUCUGCCUGGUACGCCACUAAGUCGAGCUGAUUUACGGGCCGUGAACAUCAACCUCUGCGACAUGUGUGUUAUCCUGUCAGCCAAUCAAAACAAUAUCGACGACGCGUCACUGCAAGACAAGGAGUGCAUCUUGGCGUCACUCAACAUCAAGUCUAUGCAGUUUGACGACAGUAUUGGGGUGCUACAGGCUAACUCCCAAGGUUUCACGCCUCCUGGAAUGGACAGGUCAUCUCCAGACAACAGUCCAGUGCAUGGCUUAGUUCGACAAGCGUCCGUCACAACAGGAUCCAACAUCCCAAUCAUAACAGAGUUAGUCAACGACUCCAACGUUCAGUUCCUGGACCAAGAUGACGACGAUGACCCGGACACUGAGCUGUACCUCACCCAGCCCUUCGCUUGUGGGACAGCCUUUGCCAUCAGCGUACUCGACUCCCUUAUGAGUGCGACGUACUUCAACGACAACAUCCUGACCCUCAUCCGGACGCUGGUGACGGGCGGGGCCACGCCGGAGCUGGAGGCGCUGCUGGCGGAGGAGAACGCACUGCGAGGCGGCUACAGCACGCCGCAGACCCUGGCCAACCGCGACAGGUGUCGGGUCGCCCAGCUGGCCCUCUAUGACGGGCCCUUCGCAGACUUGGGGGAUGGUGGAUGCUAUGGGGACUUGUUUUGUAAAGCGCUAAAAACAUACAACAUGCUGUGCUUUGGGAUCUACAGACUACGAGACGCACAUAUAAGCGCACCCAGCACAUGCACCAAACGGUACGUCAUCACGAACCCGCCCUACGAGUUCGAGCUGGUGCCGUCGGACUUGAUCUUCUGCCUGAUGCAGUUUGACCACAACGCCGGGCAGUCGCGGACCAGCCUGUCCCACUCCUCCCACUCCUCUCAUUCCUCCAGCAAGAAGAGCUCCUCGGUGCACUCCAUCCCCACCGCCAACCGCCAGAGCCGCAGCAAGGCCCGCGAGGCCCGCGACAAACAGAAAAAAGAAAUGGUUUACAGAUGAACCUGAAAAUGCCUACCCGAGGAACAUUCAAAUCAAGCCUAUGAGCACCCACAUGGCCAAUCAAGUCAACCAGUACAAAUCCACUAGCAGCCUGAUCCCACCAAUCAGAGAAGUCGAAGACGAAUGCUGAGUUUCCAGGGUACAGUACACUGAUGCCACGUUGGAGAGAAAGUUGGGACAUAGUUUUUUUUUUUUUCAAGCCGAGAUGCAAGCGUUUGGAGACGAGUGGUAUUGCAAUGCUUCUUCUGUACCACAGCCGUACACAGUCGAGGAAAUGAAGGAAAAAAUAACAAUAACAAACAAACAGAAGGGACCUCUUUUGUGUAUAUCUUUACAUGUUACUUCCAUGCUUUUUUUGGGAAAAAAAUAUUUUAUUUAUAAAUGUAUACAUAGAGAUGUAUAUAAUUGACAAUCAAUUAAGGAUUGUACAGCCCCCUUAGCACUUUUUGAAUUUACUUUGACAGUUCAAAAGUCUUUCCUCUGCUGUUCUGUUGCAAUAGCUCACAACCUCAUGUGUGCGACCAGACUCUAUGACUUCUCAGUUGUGGGGGAUGACGGCCAUGUUAACUAACACUCCAUACACCACCCGAAAAAAUCUCACCAAACGCGUCUCGAUUGGCCAACUCAGCUUCCUUCUCAGUCACAUGUCCCAUCUCUGCUUCUUUUUUUUCUAUUUGCACUAAUAGUGGUCAAGUUAUUUAAUGAACGAGUCAAUGAUCAAAGACUUAACCCAAGCCAUCUGUGUCGUUUGGGAGAGGAUUUAAAAAAAAAAAAAAGAAAUAAUUGUGUCAACUUCAUUUGAAUUCACCAAACUCCAUGGUACAUAGUAAAGCUUUGCUAGACAGGGUGAUAAGCCUGUGAUCGCUACAGCACUGUUAAGGAGCUCCCCCCCCCCACCGACAUCUUCUCCUGACAGACUACAUGCAUCUGCGUCUAUCUUAUCUCGCAGAGCUGAUGCGGAGAGUCUGAACAAGUCAACCAGCUUUUAUGCCGCAUGGUGUGCUGCUGGGGCCCAGUAAACAUGACAGUUCAGCAGGAACUGCACUCAACUUCGUCUGGGACAUGUGGAGUAGUGGUGAGAGUGCAUAUGCCAUUUUCACCCCCCUCAAAAUAGAUAGCCAGUCCAGGUUGCAGGUUGCAUGUACUCAGACGUGCAAUGUGCGGCAAGAAGUUGGAGGCUUUGUUUUUUGUUUUUUUUUCAACAUACUUACCCAUACUUGGCAAUAUGUUUGGCAUUGCUGCACUAAUUCUGUUGACGUCUUUCCAUCGCCUGUCUAUUCGUAUGGAAGCCUUUCUAUGUGACAUGCGUUGUUUUGGUCAAGGCUCAUGGUCAUGGCCACCUGAUGGCCAUACUGUCCUGACGGGUACUUAAGGGCACAUGAGAAUGCACUCUCUGAUUUGGGCAACAUAGCUGCAACCUAACUGUGAUUGAGCUCGGAAGUCUAAAAUACAUAUUUUUUUCCCUCGAUAAAGACAUUUGUGUCUGUCUCAAAUGUCUAUACCAUGCGAGAGGAAUGCGCUUGAUUGGAUUGAACAGAGAAUGCCACGUUAUUGCGUAAAGGUGGGCAUCAAUGUAACGGGUCUCCCUUCGGCUGUUAGCCGCUGCCUAGCACGAGGUGGGCAGGGAGGCAACGAAGAGCUUGGAUGUUCUCCCUGACCACCUUCCACAGCUAUGAAAGAACCAAAACAAAAAAAUAGACAAGGAGCUCAAUCACAGUCUGCCUAAUAGCACUCACAAAUACUGACUAGGGAUACUGUGCGUAACCCAUGUCGCUUGCUUGCAGAAGAGUCCAACAAAAAGUGCUUAAGAGCUGAACCUCCAGUAACGCCCCCGUGAAGCCAUGACGUUGUGAUGCUAGAACUGUUAAAAUGGGGAUUUGCAGAAAUUUGAACAUGGUUUCAAGUCUUCUGGCUGAUGUAUACAUACGUGCAUACUUAUUUUGUAUCCAUAUGAGCAUAAUCAUUUUGUACUUAUUUUUGUACACAUCAGAGAACUUUAUUUCUAAAUUUUAGCGUUAUAUUGAAUACAGUGCAUCUAUACCACAGUAAAGGCAUAUCAAAUAGAUCCUAACCCCUAGACAGGGUACACGCAGAGACUUCUUCACAGAGAUUGAAAUUGAUGUACAGUACAAGAAGGCCAUAUUAGAGAUACAUGGAAUCAAACUGGAACUCUUCUCUUGUGUCCUUGCAGCGUUUCUCUGAAUCCCACGUGGGAUGCUUUGAGGCAUCUCAAGAGCUUUAUGAUAAAUAUACAGGCUAUAACUAUGAGGAUCUAAAACUGUAAAAUAGGUCACAUUUGCCUAAGCAAAGGGGGGUUCACUUAAACAACAUUGCAGGCUGACUUUUAUGUAAACAAUAAUGUAAAGUGUGAAACAAAGUUAAUAAUAAUAAUAAUAAUAAUAACAAUAGUAAUGAUAGUAAUAAUAGUAAUAAUUAUACAGCCAGGCCUGGACUCCAUAAGGGUAUGAGGAGAGGAGAGGGUGGGACUGGUCUACUGGUAUACGUACUGGGCUUCCUCUGCUGACAGGGCUAAACAGGAAGUGCUUUAUCGAUGAUGUUUGGCCUAAAUUAGGCCUUGGGAAAUGGAAUGAUUGAUUUGCUGAAUGGUUGUCAUGUGCAUAUGCAUAUACUGUAAUUCUCUGGAAACAAACUGUAUUUCGAAAUAAUGGUUUGAGAUUCACCUUUGAGUCAUUAACAGUGAAUUAGCCACAAGAUUGUAGACAAAGAUUUUAUCACUUAUAGUUCCAUUUUUUGAGGAGAAAAAAAUAUAUAAUACAUGGUGUCUAAAUCUGUUGUGUAAAUUCUGCCCACUCUAGACCACAUUUUUUUUCUUUUCGUCUGAAUCAAAAUGAUCUCAGCUUUAAUGUUUGUCGUUGGGAAACAGCAUGUUGAUGCUGUGUCUCAUCUGACUUUGUCCUGAAGUGAAUAUUUGAAUUGUGAUUACACUGGUGUUACACUUUGUAGCAAGUAGAUUUCUUUAAAGAAUAAUGUUAAUGAGUAAUGUUCGUAUAAUUGGAUUUGUCGAUAACAUACUUGCUAGGCAGAAGAAGAAGACGCAAAAA
This is a messenger RNA of Engraulis encrasicolus (European anchovy), 7156 nucleotides long. RefSeq names its product potassium large conductance calcium-activated channel, subfamily M, alpha member 1a (gene kcnma1a). Gene Ontology annotation, biological process: potassium ion transmembrane transport. Gene Ontology annotation, molecular function: large conductance calcium-activated potassium channel activity. NCBI's taxonomy places the organism in Eukaryota, Metazoa, Chordata, Actinopteri, Clupeiformes, Engraulidae. Gene Ontology annotation, cellular component: postsynaptic membrane. The transcript has 28 exons. The coding region runs from base 651 to 4094 and encodes 1147 amino acids. The record is from RefSeq and is a predicted model, not a curated record.